CAACUGCAAGUCUCCUCGAGAAAUAACCAGGGCUGUCUUGGCACGAUCGUGGAUUUACCCUACACCUAACAUCAUGUUAUCCCGGUGCUGCUGGUGGCUGGAUACAAUUGCCGAAAAUGUUGAUAUCUGAGUGGGGUUACACCAUGGACGCAGCGGAGGUAAUUGUAUCUUUCCUGGUAGUAGUGGUCAUCAUUGUGUCGUUGCUGUCCAACGUGGUGGUGCUGAUUUGUUUUUUGUACAGCGCGGAGAUUCGGAAGCAAGUUCCCGGUUUGUUUAUCCUAAACCUGACCUUUUGCAACUUGAUAAUGACUGCGUUGAACAUGCCGUUGACUUUGGUCGGAAUUAUCAACAAGGAGCAUCCAGGAGGGGGAGGAUUCUGCCAAAUUGUGGGGUUUUUAGAGACCUUUCUCACCACUAAUUCCAUGCUGAGCAUGGCAGCUCUGAGCAUCGACAGGUGGAUAGCGGUUGUUUUCCCUUUGAGUUACCAUUCAAAAAUGCGCCACAAAGAUGCUUUCAUAAUGCUCGGUUACACGUGGGUGCAUUCGGUGUCCUUCUCCGCCGUAUCGGUUUGCCUUUCGUGGGUGGGAUACCAUCAACUUUACGCCUCCUGUACUCUGUGCAACGGGAGAGCGCACCACAACAGGACCCAGUUUGUGGUUUUUACAGUGGUUUUUCAUGCCCUUACCUUUCUCCUUUCCUUGAUAGUCUUGUGUUUUACUUAUCUGAAAGUGCUCAAAGUGGCGCGCUUUCACUGUAAGAGAAUAGACAUUAUUACUAUGCAGACUUUGGUUCUGCUAGUGGACAUUCACCCAAGUGUUCGACAGCGUUGCCUUGAGGAGCAGAAGAGACGGAGACAACGAGCUACAAAGAAAAUUAGCACCUUUAUCGGCACGUUUGUUCUUUGUUUUGCACCAUAUGUAAUAACAAGGCUUGUGGAGCUGUCUUCAGCAAUGCCUGUCAGCCCUCACUGGGGAGUUGUUUCCAAGUGCUUGGCUUACAGCAAAGCAGCUUCAGAUCCCUUUGUGUACUCUCUUCUCCGGAAUCAGUACAGGAAGACAUGCACUGAUAUUAUUAACAGAAUCCUGAAAAGGAGCUCACUAAAUUCCUCUAGAAUAAGGGGUGAGAACGGAAGAAGCACCACCAUCCAAGCCACGGAAUGAAAACCCCUCAACGAAGGCUUGAAGAAGCUGUCAAGUAUGUAUGGUUCAUGAAUACCAAAAAGAUCCCAGUUCAUAAUUCCCAUUAUGUAAAUAUGGAAA
Polyodon spathula (Mississippi paddlefish) is the source of this 1259-nucleotide messenger RNA. RefSeq names its product G-protein coupled receptor 26-like. Gene Ontology annotation, biological process: adenylate cyclase-activating G protein-coupled receptor signaling pathway. Gene Ontology annotation, molecular function: G protein-coupled receptor activity. The transcript is spliced from 3 exons. The coding region runs from base 117 to 1160 and encodes 347 amino acids. The record is from RefSeq and is a predicted model, not a curated record. Gene Ontology annotation, cellular component: membrane. NCBI's taxonomy places the organism in Eukaryota, Metazoa, Chordata, Actinopteri, Acipenseriformes, Polyodontidae.